Molecule: messenger RNA, 366 nt
Organism: Angiostrongylus costaricensis
Lineage: Eukaryota; Metazoa; Nematoda; Chromadorea; Rhabditida; Metastrongylidae
Source: the annotation of a GenBank genome assembly
AUGAAAGCUGAGAGUUCGAGAGUCUCCAAGAGAUGUCUGUCCCCAGAAACACUUGAGCUGAUACACCAGCGUGGAAUCGCACGAGCUGCAGGCAACCGCGAAUUAACGUCCGAACUUGCAAAACAAUGCAGAGAGGCGAUAAAAGAAGAUCUUAAAGAGAGAAGAGCAGCAGUAAUGGUCGAAGCUGCAGAGGCUGAGAAAAGCAUUCGCAACGCCCACGGAAGUUUCACCAAUUACAAGACCAAGAUGAUUGCACUCCGACGCCCAGACGGAACAGUUACAGUGUCCAGAAAGGCAAUGGAGAAAAUCAUUCACAAGUACUACUCGGAUCUCUUCGAUAGCCACGUCCACCUUCCGUCAUAUUAA